UUGUCAAAUCUUUUUAAUUACUUUAAAAGAAUAAUUCAUUCUAAUAUCAUUAAAAAUAACGAAAUAUAUUUAGCUGAAAAUUUGAUAAAUUGUUUAUCUAGUUAGCUUAAACUAAAAAAUAGAUCUUUGAAUUUAUCCUUAUUAGUUAUUAUCGAAGUUUGACAGCUUCGUUUUGUCGUCUGCUAAAGCUUCAUGCGGGUGUAUGUAAGUAAACAAUAAAUUAAUUGUCGAGUUGGCAAACAUUAUUCUAAAAUAGAAGUUAGAGAAAAACCAUGACUUGUAAAACAAAAAUAUCAUAAAGUGGUAUAAUCAAAUAAUAAUUUAAAAAAAAAAAAAAUAAAAAUAUGGAAAACCAGGCCCUAACGUACGAAUAUUUCUACAUUAUCUUUGUUGUUUCUUUUUAUUGGAUAGUUUCUAUUUUUACAGUGUUUAUCAAUAAAGCUCUACUAUCAAGUCAAUCAGUAAAUUUAAAUGCUCCUCUUUUUGUAACGUGGUUUCAAUGUAUAGUGAGUGUUAUUUUAUGUUUAAUUCUCAAAGGCUGUGCUGCAUUAUUUCCAAAUUAUAUUUAUUUUCCCAAAGGGCAACCUUUUCAAUUGAAUAUCGCUAAAAAGAUUUUACCUUUAUCCAUUCUCUUUACUGGAAUGAUAGCAUGUAAUAAUUUAUGUUUGAAAUAUGUGGGUGUUGCGUUUUAUUAUAUAGGACGAUCUCUAACCACAGUAUUUAAUGUUAUCUUCACUUUCACUAUUCUCGGCGAGAGAACAUCUUCAGGAGCCGUUGUUUGUUGUUUAAUAAUUGUUUUUGGAUUUUGGCUUGGUGUCGAUCAAGAGAGUAUAGCUGGUUCUUUAUCAAUAAUUGGAACUGUUUUCGGCGUUCUUGGCUCAUUGACACUUUCUUUAUAUUCCAUUCAUACAAAACAAGUUCUUCCAAUUGUAAAUCAAGAAAUUUGGCUACUUUCCUAUUAUAACAAUGCCUACAGUAUAAUUAUUUUUAUUCCUUUGAUACUCAUUAAUGGGGAAUUCAAUGAAAUAAUGAAAUAUGAAAAAUUUAAUGAACCAUUCUUUUGGGGAAUUAUGAUUGUUGGAGGAAUUUGUGGAUUUUCUAUUGGAUAUGUUACGAUGCUUCAAAUAAAAGUAACAUCACCAUUGACGCAUAAUAUCAGUGGAACUGCAAAAGCAUGUGUACAAACGGUACUCGCAACUUAUUGUUACAAUGAAAGUAAACCAAGUUUAUGGUGGGUGAGUAAUUUUGUCGUAUUGUUUGGUAGUGCAGCUUAUGCACGUAUUAAACAACUAAAAAUGGAAGAAGAACACAAAAAGUACACGUUACUUGAUGUGAAAUCGAAAAUUUAGUAUAUUUCAAAAAAGACAUCAUAAGACUGAAUUGUAAAAAGAAAAAAUUGUUAAUUAAUUUUUUUUUUGUUGCGUAUAUUAGAUUUUUUUUUUAACUUUUUCGAAGAUUUUUUUUCAAAUAAAAAAACUUUAUAAGAACUAUAAA
Molecule: messenger RNA, 1494 nt
Organism: Leptopilina boulardi
Lineage: Eukaryota; Metazoa; Arthropoda; Insecta; Hymenoptera; Figitidae
Gene: nac
Product: GDP-fucose transporter 1
Exons: 5
Coding region: 345-1349 (334 amino acids)
Biological process (GO): GDP-fucose import into Golgi lumen; protein O-linked glycosylation via fucose
Cellular component (GO): Golgi apparatus
Molecular function (GO): antiporter activity
Source: RefSeq, a predicted model, not a curated record